GCAAGGGGCAGGAGGCGGAGAGCUUUGCAGCCCCGGUCCCAGGCCUGACAUGGCACCCGGGAAGCCUGGGAAGAGCACGGGGGCCUCAGAGGACCCCUCAGUUACGCUUUUCCGGGAGUACCUGAGGAUUGACACCGUUCACCCCAAACCUGACUAUGAUGCGGCUGUCCGGUUUCUGGAGCGUGUUGGCACCGACCUGGGCUUGGCCUGCCAGAAAGUGGAGGUGUGCCAGGGCCGCGUGGUGCUGAUCCUGACCUGGCAGGGCACGAACCCCCGCCUGCGCUCCGUCCUCCUCAACUCCCACACCGACGUCGUGCCCGUCUUUGAGGAACACUGGACCUACCCACCCUUUGAGGCCGUUAAGGACUCGCAAGGCAACAUCUAUGCCCGGGGUGCCCAGGACAUGAAGUGUGUCUCCAUCCAGUACCUCGAGGCCAUCCGGAGGCUGAAGGCAGAGGGAAAGUGUUUUGCCCGCACCAUCCACCUCACCUUUGUGCCUGAUGAGGAGGUGGGCGGACACAAAGGCAUGGAGAUGUUCGUGCAGCGCCCCGAGUUCAGAGCGCUCAACGUGGGCUUUGCCCUGGACGAGGGCCUGGCCAGCCCGUCCGACACCUUCAGCGUCUUUUACGGCGAGAAGAGCCCGUGGUGGAUAAAGGUGAAGUGCGUGGGCAGCCCCGGGCAUGGGUCCCGCUUCAUCAGCAACACGGCGGCCGAGAAGAUGCACAAAGUCAUCAACUCCUUCCUGGCCUUCAGGGAGAGCGAGAAGCAGAGGCUCAAGUCCGACUCAAGCCUGACCCUAGGGGACGUCACCUCGCUCAACCUGACCAUGCUGGAGGGGGGUGUCUCCUUCAACGUGGUGCCUUCUGAGAUGGCGGCCAGCUUUGAUGUCCGCAUCCCACCCACUGUGGACUUGAAGGCCUUCGAGGAGCAGGUGGCCGCAUGGUGCCGGGGUGCUGGGGAUGGCGUCACCUAUGAGUUUCACCAGAAAUGUAUGGACCAACACAUCACCUCCACCGAGGAGUCGGACCCGUGGUGGAAAGCCUUCAGCGGGGUCUGCAGGGACAUGAAGCUGCAGCUCAAGCUCGAGAUCUUCCCGGCCGCCACCGAAAGCCGCUACAUCCGAGCGGCAGGACACCCCGCUAUCGGCUUCUCGCCCAUGAACCGCACCCCGGUGCUGCUCCAUGACCACAACGAGUUCCUCAACGAGCAAGUUUUCCUGCGGGGCAUCGACAUCUAUGCCCGCCUCCUACCUGCCCUGGCAUCGGUGCCCCCUCUACCCGCCGAGGGCUGAGCGUCCCGGCGAGGGGCAGGAUGGGGGGGUGCCAAGCAGCAGGACACAAGGCUUUAAAAACAGGGCAAGGGGUGGGCACAGCAAAUGCCUGCAUGCCAGGGGCCCAGGUGGCAUCAUGCCAUGUUGGCUGUGCUCAGGGCUGGCCCGAUGGUGAUGCCUGUGCUGAGUGUCCUGGCUGUGCCCUCAAAAUCUGGGUCCCAGCCACCCCCCUUGGGGUUGUGUCCCCCUUGCCUGGGUGCCACCAGAGCCCUGUGCCCGGGUGCCUCCUGCCUUUCCCGGUGUCAGCAAUGCCUCCUCCUGUCCCCGUGCCACCUCCGGCUGUGCUGGCUGUGGGGUAAGGGGCUGGCUGGUGCCCGACUCUGCCUGCCCACGCCUCAUCCUGCCUCCCUGCUCGCUUGCCGGGAGAGCUGGGGCCAGUGCCCCCCAUCCUCCACGUGCAAGUCAAUAAAUCUCCUUGGUAAGCACG
This is a messenger RNA of Aptenodytes forsteri (emperor penguin), 1757 nucleotides long. RefSeq names its product aminoacylase-1. Gene Ontology annotation, biological process: amino acid metabolic process. The record is from RefSeq and is a predicted model, not a curated record. Bases 50 to 1291 code for a protein of 413 amino acids. Gene Ontology annotation, molecular function: aminoacylase activity. Gene Ontology annotation, cellular component: cytoplasm. The transcript is spliced from 15 exons. NCBI's taxonomy places the organism in Eukaryota, Metazoa, Chordata, Aves, Sphenisciformes, Spheniscidae.